CAUGGACGAUUAUGCAGUGGAGACCACAUUCUCAAGAUUGGUGACACAGAUCUGGCAGGAAUGAGCAGUGAGCAAGUAGCACAGGUACUUAGGCAGUGUGGAAAUAGAGUGAAGUUGAUGAUUGCAAGAGGUGCCAUAGAAGAACCUACAGCACCCACCUCUUUGGGCAUCACCCUCUCCUCAUCCCCAUCUUCUACACCAGAGGUGCGGUGCCAAAGAAUAGAAGAAAACUCAAAUGUAGGGAUGCUUCAGCACUAA
Galeopterus variegatus (Sunda flying lemur) is the source of this 258-nucleotide messenger RNA. Its product is annotated as multiple PDZ domain protein-like. The record is from RefSeq and is a predicted model, not a curated record. NCBI's taxonomy places the organism in Eukaryota, Metazoa, Chordata, Mammalia, Dermoptera, Cynocephalidae. The transcript has 2 exons. Gene Ontology annotation, molecular function: protein binding. The annotation marks the transcript as partial.